GUCGACCCCUGACGGCAACAUUUGAACACUUACGAGCGGAUUCUAAGAAUUUUCGAAUUUUCCAUUUAACUGUGUUGAGAUGCUUAUAACUAGUCAAACCUUGUUCAAUUAUUCCAAAUUUCAAUAAACCAGUGCCGGAAAGGGAAUUGGAUAGUAGAGAUGUUUACAAUAAAAAUACUACUUUAGUCUAAUCUAGCGCGGAGCGACUUAAAUUUAGAAACACAGGCGACUCGAUUCGCUAGUCCAUGGCUCGUCCCAAGAUGCGUCGGUAGCGCCUAAAAAAAAACAUCCUCCAUCGCAGAAUAUCGAGAGUGACUCGAAGAUACAUCCGGGGUGCUAGGAAAAAGAAGAGAAACUCAACAUGGAUCCGGAGGCGUUCUUGGACAUCGCCAACCAGGUGGUGAAGCUGAAGAUGUUUCCCUACUUCGACAUAGCCCACUGCGCGCUGUGCGCACUCUCGGUCAGAGAAGACCUAGGAAGCGGAGCCCAAGCGUUUUCAAGGAAGCACCCCUUGGCAUGUUGGCUGUCCUACAUGUUGGUGGUAUUCGCAGGGGGGAUGGUGGCCAACGGACUCCUAGCAGAACCAAUUUUGGCGCCACUGAAAAACACCCCACAGCUCCUAGUAGCAACACUUGUAUGGUAUGUGGUGUUCUACACUCCGAUGGACUUGGGCUACAAACUGGUGAAAUUUCUGCCCGUCAAAAUCAUCUUUUCGGCCAUGAAGGAAAUCUACAGGUGCAAAAAGGUGUAUGACGGCGUCACGCACGCCGCCAAACUCUAUCCCAACGCCUACCUGAUCAUGGUCAUCGUCGGCACGCUGAAGGGCAACGGGGCUGGCUUCACCAGAUUGGUCGAGAGGCUGAUCAGGGGUGUGUGGACGCCCACCGCGAUGGAAUUCAUGCAGCCCAGUUUCUACACGAAAGCUUCCUUGGUGGCCUCCAUAAUCUUCAUACUGGACAAGAAAACUGAAUUGAUCUCAGCGCCCCACGCCUUGGUGUACUUCGGGAUUGUGAUAUUCUUCGUGUACUUCAAAUUGUCGUCCAUCAUUCUCGGCAUCCAUGACCCUUUCAUUCCAUUCGAAAAUUUGAUGUGCGCUCUUUUCUUUGGCGGAAUCUGGGACAGCUUGGCCAAAAUUUUCGGCAGAGGUCAACUAAAGGAAGGCGAGACUAAAGAUGUGAAGAAAACUAAUUGAAUGUGACAAUAUACUGAGAAAGCUGGAUUUGAUGAACGUGCGGAUUAUCAAAUUCAUCUAUCUUGAGGCAGCAUUUCAUUUUGAACUGUAAAAAUCAUCAAAUCAUCAGAAAAAGAAUCAUUGUACCAAAAGAAUAUUUAUUAA
Molecule: messenger RNA, 1336 nt
Organism: Phaedon cochleariae (mustard beetle)
Lineage: Eukaryota; Metazoa; Arthropoda; Insecta; Coleoptera; Chrysomelidae
Source: the annotation of a GenBank genome assembly